Messenger RNA from Sphaeroforma arctica JP610, 931 nucleotides. RefSeq lists its product as hypothetical. Bases 49 to 843 code for a protein of 264 amino acids. Lineage: Eukaryota; Ichthyosporea; Ichthyophonida. The record is from RefSeq and is a predicted model, not a curated record. The transcript is spliced from 5 exons.
CAUAGUGAGAACCAAGACACGGAUGAAAACCUCAAAUUGUAUGGUGGCAUGGACUUGCAACCAGGUCGUGAGGGGGGCACGUGGCUGGCUAUGACUACCACUGGUCGCAUUAGUGCUCUGACAAACUACAGAAUACCAGUGGCGGACGUCCGGCCCGAUACCUGUGGUCGAGGUCAACUGAUCACUGACUAUCUCAAGAGUACCGAGAGCCCCAGCGUGGUAAUGAACAACGUCGACAAAAGGCGAAACGAUUUCGCAGGCUUCAAUCUGCUGUGUGCGGAUGUGAAGGAGGACGAUACAGAGUUUGUCUACUAUACCAAUGCAGAACCAUUGGGUAUACCUACACUACCCCCAGGUACAUACUCCAUGUGCAAUAAAGUAUUAGACUCGCCGUGGCCCAAGCAACUGAGAGGGAAACAGCAGUUCAAUCAGAUACUCAAUAAAUACAGAGGCCAGCAGAAGGGCGCAGACGCCCGCCAACGGUUGGAAGACGAACUACUGCGCCUCAUGGGCGAUGAAACACGGUACGACGAGACUACUGGGCUGCCGCACACGGGAGUGCCCUUGAGCAUAGAGAUAGACCUCUCGGCAAUCUUCUGUCAGGUCAACAUGAAUGACAAGAGAUACGGCACACGCAGCACUUCACUCAUCUUCAUAGACGACCACAACGAGGUCACGUGGGUGGAGUAUGCACGGCCCGAUGUGGGGAACGAAGUAGCUCCCGCAUCAGCAGCCGCGGACGGAGUGCCGCCGCAAAUUGCACAGCAAUGGAUUCGAACCGAGCAACGUUUUCCUUUGGCCCAUCGAUGCAAUAGCAGUGUUGAUGGCCAAAUCAAGACGUGACCCGUUCAUUUGCAUCAGAUACUAAUUUCGGAACCAAAAAUAAAUAAAAUUAGCAUAAUAAAUAUGUCUAAAUAUAUGCGAAAUCGUA